Messenger RNA from Hylaeus volcanicus, 7026 nucleotides. RefSeq lists its product as uncharacterized. The record is from RefSeq and is a predicted model, not a curated record. The coding region runs from base 547 to 2217 and encodes 556 amino acids. NCBI's taxonomy places the organism in Eukaryota, Metazoa, Arthropoda, Insecta, Hymenoptera, Colletidae. The transcript is spliced from 6 exons.
UCUUUGUUACCCACUAUUAAAAUAACUUUUUAUGCUUUCAUCGUUAUAUAAAUAUUAAUCCAAAAUGAUUCUAAUAGAUAAAAUAAAGAUCGAAUAGUACUAAUGUUGUCAAAAUGAAAAAUAUUAUUACGGUCGGUAAAGUAUGAAAUGACGACGAACGUUUUGUAAUUACACGUAUUUACGUUAAUCUCUAUGACGGUCGCCAUAUUGUUCUUGUAAUGCUUUGUGACGUCAAUGGCUCUACCGGUCGGUUGAGACAUGACUAUGUGUAUGUAGUCGUUAGAAAAUCUCUACCGUGCAAAGGUGAACCCACCAAAGAUUUUCCUCUUAAACUUUAAUAUAUUCCUUUGUUAAGUUGAACGCAAUAUAGAUGUAUAAGUAAUAUGCAACACCUUACAGUUGAUGACGUCAUUGUGAAGUUCCGAAAUUGAAAUCAAUAAGUGGUGUGCAAUGUUGUGUGCACAUGACAGUCGGAGCGAAAUGGUGAUUAUGUCAAAACAUUCUGUCAGAACGUCUUGGUUUUUCUCGUUAAGACCGAAAGUGUGAAUGUUUAUAAAGAAGAUGGCGCGGAACGCGAAGAAAAAGCUGGCGAUAUUCGUCGGAACGUCAAAGUGCUUGAUAUACGCAGAAGCAAAAUAUUGUGCCUCUGAAAUGCCUGGAGAAAUAAAGUACUAUGAGUGUUCUAGAACAGAAUAUUGUUGUGGUAUUGGCUGUUGUGUAUCACCUGGACUGCAUUUCCAUCAUUUAUGGUAUUACUGGAUACUGGUUAUAAUCAUGUUCCUGGUAUGCUCUGGUGGCGGUUGGUGGUAUCGAUAUUGGUUGCAAGGAAGGUACAGAGCGGCCGCAUCGGCCAUUCCGACUAGAGCUUCCAACCCUCGAGCUCAAAGUUCUCUUCGGGGGCCGACUUGUCAAGUUCAGAGAGCUCGCAUCACUUACGAUUCGGCGAGGAAUACCGUGUUGCUGCAUCGUAUGUGGAAAGGUCCUCAAAGGAACGGAGCAGUGCCAGCGUACAACGGCAACGCGACCACGUCGACACACUACCAGAACAUGAGCGUUGUAUUGAACGACGCCAACUGUCCGUACUAUCAAUUGUAUGGUCCGCCCCCGAGUUACGAAACUGUGAUAGCCCAAACACGCGGUAAGAUAUCGAAUCCCGCCUCGCCGGAAUCCUCGAACGCGCGGACGAACGCGCAAUCACCGAGCAUUCUACCGAAUUCGAGCGUGCCGCAAUGUUUUUCGUACGGAUGUAAUCCUUCCACGAGACUGAACGGAGGUCUGGACCAAAGCACGCAAUAUCAGAACGGGAAUGUUAGCCCGCGGCAGCUCGAUAACCCGGAAGCUGGCCCGUUCACGCGUUUCCCGUACUGCGUCGCGGACGGACCGAUCAGGCAGAACGUGUGUGUUCCUUUCGACUACCAGGAGCAACCCUUCGUUCCUGAGGACGGAUUCAGUCGUGGUUAUCAAGGCGCCUCGACGUACUACGCUCCGUAUUCGAUGGACAAGUCGUCGGACACUUCGGACCCGGAGAAUCAGAGUUUCGAGGCACCGAGGGUGGAUAGGUAUAUGAUGGUUAAUAUCGAUUGUACGGCGGGUAGCAGCAGAGAGCAGAGCCUCUGGGAGACGAACGAUCGAUCGAUCUCCAAGGUCCACGGUAAAGAGGAGAAGAAUACCAGCGAAAGGGUCGAAGAAAGCUGGGGUGAGCACCGCCGAAUCGCAACGGACUCCGCGUCAGGUUUUUUCUCGAUUCAAGAAACGGACGGGAGUUGCGUGAACGAUUCCAAAUCUACCGUGAACUCGUCGGAUGAUUUCGAAUCCGAAUUCUCGAGGAGCCGACGAGUCUAUGGGGGGUCUUUAAAAGCGACCGGCAAGUAUGCCGGUAACGCGAAAUGCGAGGAAUAUUCCGUUGAGAGGGCUUUCUCGAAAACUUUGCCUCGCUCCUGCGAGGGUCUUAUUAACACAGAGCCAGCGAAAGCAAUCACCAACGCGUCCCGUGACGCGAGUCCUUUAGAAGACACGGCAAACGCUAGCGUGAGUUCUUUUCAAUCAAAUCCAUCCAGCAAUGUGAUAUUAGAGUCUUUCGUUUUCGACGGCGCGUCGUCUUCGACGGAGAACGUCGAGAACGCGGAGGAGGAGCGUCGUUCCCGUCUCACGAAUGCCAGUACAAAUUCUGACCUUGAAAGUAACCAUAGAUUAGACAGAUCGAAAUCAUUGGACUGAGCGCCGGUGCCGCCGAGCGAAUACUGUCAACGCGCAGCGCUUAUUCUUAUACGUGUCACCAUACGAUUUUCCGCGUAUAUACUUGUAUGUAUCACGUGACGCAUAAUUGUUAGGUUGAAUCUGUCGUCGCGUCGAGAACGUUCCAUCCCGCAUUCGAUGUAACGAAACGAGCGCAGUAUUAUUUUUUUAAGAGUCCUUCGAAGUUGUGUAUCUAUAUGCUUCUUGACCCAGUCUACCCUUCACAGUUGUCUGUCUACACUGUCCUCGAGGCGAGUCCUUUUUCCUGCCGUGUUAACGCUAUCGUCGAUGUGUGAAAUCAAGCCAUUGUAUGUAAUCAACGAUGAAAGCAUCCGUCUUAAGAAUUUCUGGCGAUGUCGGGAUGCUAUGCCUUUCUUAGGGGUUCGGUUUCCUACCGUAUUUAUUAGUUAAACAGUUAAAGUUUUAACCGAGUUAUUUAAGUAAUCGUUAUUAUGGAAUUGCUGCUUAUAUGUAUACGUGUUCUAUAUAAUUUUUCAAUGCUUAAAAGAAUUUUUUCGCCCAAAAAGAAUUCGAUCAGCAUUUUAUAAAGAGGUUACGUGUAGCAUUUGAACAUCGUCAGGAACACUUGGAAAAGUCUGAACACAGUCGCCAAAUUAGCUCGUGUAUGCGUCAAGUCUUGUUUUCAAAACAGUGAAAUAUAGUAUUAUAUAUUAUGUAUAACAUUUGCUUUUAAUUUAUUGUUACAAUAUUUUGUGGAUUGCACAAAUAACACAUUUUUUGGCGACUGGUUACAUUUAUUACUGAUUAGAGUGUAAUUGCUUUAUUUCAUGCAUUCAUGGUAAUAAUAAUAUUCCAAUGUCCUUCUAUUCGGCGCAUGCUUGUCAUCUUGGACGGCGCGCGUCGCGCAAACAUGGAACCAAUAGUUUAACGCGUUUAGGCAUUCAAUGCAAUACUUUUCUCGUACUUUUAAUCGAGAAACGCCAAUGGGAACACUUAACCUUCCUUUUUUUUUUCAUUUCUCGCGAUUAUUAAUAAUCGAUCGAUCUACCGACAAUGAACCAUAUAAGCGGGGUUUCGUUUAUCAACGCGCGUGAUUUCGUAGGUAUUUACAGUGAGCCACAGAAGUAUUUCUUCCGCCUCUUAGAGGAAAUAUUACAUUGUCCGUAUCGAUAAAAAUAUACACUAUAUUAAAAAAAAAAAAGAAAAUCGAAUUUAAGUAAACUAUGCAAGAACCAACAAUCAAUCAGUAUUUAUAUUUCUACAGUGGAUACUAAUCAUAAUCAACAUUUUUACAGUGAAUUGUGUCAUGUUUCGAUGUAAUGAAACUUUCCAAACUAUUUUAGAAAUUCUAUGUCUAUAAUUGUGUUAUUUCACGAGAAGUGUAUAUCAGUUGAAAGUUUAAUACGAUGUAUAAGUUUAUCUAUAAGGAUCUAAAUAAUACUUUAUCCUACAUGUAGAUACAAGUUUGAUGUCAGCAAUAUACUUCUGUGACUUAUCGUGCAUCGUUCUCUCGCACACCGAUACUGCCAGAAAUCUUUGGUCGAAAAACAACCAGUUCGUCACAAUUACGUUAACACAGUGUCCCUUGUUUAAAUGAAUGGGCUCGACUAACUCCGGUUACGCACAAAACCGUCGAUUGACGCCGUACGUUUUCAUCGUCCUACAUUUAAUGUCGGUAAAACGCCGAUUAAACUCGUUAUAGCGCACCUUUUUCUAAUCUUCGCACAUUGUCGUACUAACUUUACGAGCCACAGGAACUUUUUAAUAUAAAAUAUUCUAAUUAAUAGGUGAGAUUCUACCGUACUCGACCGUUUUUGCGCGCGUCGUGAUUUUCUAUAACGAGAAGCAUCGACUCGGUGUUCGACGAUGCUGAAUAAAUCGGUCUUCCCUCCUCCAAGGGGGAGGAUGAUCGUGCCGCUCCGCUUUCAGUUUCAUCGACCACCGUUCUACGUUCUCCGUGUUUGCACGUUAAUGCAAUCUCGAUAUUUAUAAAAAAAAAGUUAACUCCUUUGAAGCGCAGCAAGCCACCAUUGACGUACUUAAUUUUAAGAUAUGUAAUUUACGAAAGAGUCUCUAGUUUGUUUACGGAUUAUAGCGUGCGGAGGGGGGAGGGGUAACUGUGUAAGAUAAGAAGUUGUAUGAAACGAGGUGUGAAAGUGACAGGGAAAAGUGGAGUUUGGGGUUGCAAUUGCGUUUUAAUCCAGGGGUGGGGAAUCUUGGCAUUGGAAGGUCGGAUGUCAUAUGAAAAAGCUGACAAUUGUCUAGGGUUUUAAAUAUUUAACAGAAUUAAAAAUACAUCUACUCGUGAAACCAAUAGUUUUCAUGAAACAGCCAAUAGUUACACAGCUUCAUUGAAUGGAAUGAAAGUCAUAGUGGUGUAAGUUAAACUAAAAAAGAUAUUAAUCCUUUCAUUGAAGAAAAGGAUUUCUCAAAAUGAAUAAAACAUGAUUUACGCUAGUAUGGUUUACAACGUUUCAAUUUUAAUUUCGUUUCAUAUUGGAGUAUUAAUGUUAUGUAAAGAUAUUACGGUUUUAAUCUUUGCAUUAUAGAUUAAUUGUUUUUACAUUUUAUAAAUAUAUAAUUUUCAACUUUAUAAUGAAGAGAAAAGCAAGUUUAGUUUUAAUCCGCAUACCGAGUUCGUAUGGUAAGUUGAAAUUUUAUCUUCAGGAUAAAAUUAUAUCAGACUUUAGAAUAAUAAAUAAAAUAAAACGAAAACAUAUCUUUUGCAAUAAUAUACAUAAGUUAUUGUUAUUUCUAUUAAAGAAAAAAAAAAAGAUGGAAACAAAGGGAACAUUUAUUAAUUACUGUAAGUUGUAAUGAUAUCUUCAAUUGUUUAAACUAUUUAGUAUAAUGGGCAUUAAGAAAUAUGGAAACUAUAUUAACAUACUAGAUAUAUAACUAUUGCAUAAUCAUAGUUUUUAUGUUAACGACUGAGAGGGAAAAGUACAUUAUGGAAAAGCAAAAUCAUUUUUAAUUAAGAACAAGAACCAAAAGCAAACUAGGAAGACAAUUCGAUAUACUGAUUGUUUCAUAUUAUACAUAAUACAAACUACAUUACGAAUACGACGACUGAAAAUAUCGUUAUAAUUUACACUAAUAGUUAUUAAUUUUUCAAAAUAAGAUACGAAUUUAUCCUGAAACGUGAUAUUGUAUUAAGAAACAAAAACAAGUUAAUAUUAUUUCCAAGUUACUUGUGAUAUUCUGCUUAAAAAUUAACGAUUGUUUAAUGUUAGUUUCAAUGAGAAUAUACCAUCUAAAUGAUGAAGAUGCACAAUUGAUCAGUUGACAAUGCCGCAUGCGGUCUUCAGGCCGCAGGUUUCCCAUCCCUGUUCUAAUCGAUUUACGGGUCACGACAGCUUGCAAACGCAUCUUCCUUUAUCUCUCGUGUCUUCGUCGUUUUCCAGAUCGUUUCUACGUCACGAUGUCCAAGUAUCACGCGACUGGACUCGGUUGAUGCUGUCGAAAAGGAAAUGAAGUACCUAGUCAUUCACGCAGACAGUUGCGAUUCGACCUUGAUAAAAGUUCAAUAACGUGAACAGAGAGGAGCAAAAUUUGAUUCGAAUUGAUUCUGUGCUCUUAUAUUCAAUCAUUUAUACCUUUACUUGAAAUAGAUAGAUUAAGUCUCAACCUGAUGGCCACUGCAGAGUACCUACAUACACGAAGAUAUAAGAUCGACGAGCCAUAAGAUUAUGCUUAUUGUUAUUCUUUAACAAUUGUUAUAAUUAUCAAUUACACUUGUAAUCUGUUAAAAUAAUAGUAAUAAGCGGAAUUGUAUGGCAUAUAUACAUACGUUGUAAUAGUCAACAGGUUAAGACUCAAGUUAUACAAUACAUACAUUCAUUGCAAUGCAGAUCAGGCGAAGAACAUUAAAGGUCGAUACGUAUUUCAAAGUAACAUGACGAGUGAAUAUUUCUACUUAAGCUAGAGUUAUAAAUGAUUGAGUAUAAAUGCACAGGAUCAAUUUGUACCCCUAAUAAUAAAAGCACCAAGCAAACAAUUUAUUCAUGACGUCAUGAAUUGCACAAUUUGAGCAGUGAUCGAACGGUUAAACGGCCCAUUAUGAAAUAUUUAAUUUUAUAAUUCAAAUUCUAAAAUUGCUUAAGAAAUGAUGCUCAGUCAGCUGUUCAGUCUUUCUAAAUGUGACUUUUGCUCGUCUUUGAAUGGGCGUCAUCAAGCGUUACUUUUCGCAGCACGAACGUGGUCGAGGCGCGAGAAUCGGCGUGCCGUCGCGUUUGUGAGUUUCUGACUUGGUUUUCGAUAGUAACAGCGGUCCAAAGAAACAGCGUACGUGCCAAUAACGUGUCCGUUAGAUAAAUUAAUAUCGAGUAGAACGAGUCGGUCGACCUCGUGAAGGCAACUCGAUCUCGCAGCCAAUGUGUUGUUUAGCUUAACAGAAGAAACAAAGAAUGAUACAUAUAUAUAUAUAUAUAUAGAGAGAGAGAGAUGUAUCAUUCUUUUAUGUUUAUGUAUAUACAGAUUGUGUGUGUAUACACAUACACACGCAUACACAAUUAUUUUUUGUAACCGAUCCUAAAAGGGAACGGGCCGUUUUGACUGUCCGUCUGAAUAAAUAUUAACGCGUAAAAUGCAAAUAACGAGCGAUGCUCCGGAUCCAUAUGGGAGUCUUCUAUAGAUUCAGGAAUACCACUAUAUUUUGUGUGCGUGCGUAGUGUCUGCGUGUUACAUAGCUUUAACGAUAACUUAGUCCGAAUGAUCCUCUCACCGUAACGCGCAAUCAUAUUCGUAUUACCAUACUGUAAGAUAUAUUGUACCUAACGAGCGAAGGAAGGGUGUCUCUCUGAAAUAAAGACGAAAUAUUUAUUCACGCGA